GUGAUAGAGUCCCUGAGCUCCACCAACACAAGCAUUGAGAAGCGCAGGACUGAACGCAUCUAGCACGAUGGAAAUUGAACGGCGUUGUUCUGCAAUAAAAGUGGAGUUUAUUAAUCUGAAAUAAUUUUUAAUGGUGUGUUAAAAAUGGGAAAUGUGCAGACGUGAAAAGAAGACGCGAUUACGGUUCAGCACUCUGGACAGCGCACGCAAGUUGCGCCUGACGCAACUCACCGGAGUUAUUUGGUCUCUGCUCAAUAAAACGUCGCGUUUAACCGACGAAGGAUCAUGCAACUCGUAACAUAUUUACCAAUAACAGGGGCAAAUACACCGCAAGUGGACUUUUAAAGUGAGAAAUGGACUUUGCGGAAAUCCUAUUUGCUUUGUUUAUCGUCGUGGUCGCGAUCGUUUCUCUGUUGUCGAACUUACUGGUGUUGCUAUGUUUCAUCCACAGCGGCGAAAUACGCCGACAGGUGCCAGGUGUGUUCACCAUGAACUUAUCGUUUUGCAACAUACUCAUUUCCGUCCUGAACAUGCCGUCCACUUUAGUGGGGAUUGUAAAAAACCAGCAGCCUUUUGGGGACUGCCUCUGUCGCACGGUCAGCUUUCUGGAGACCUUUCUGACAGCCAACAGCAUGCUGAGCAUGGCAGCGCUCAGUAUAGAUCGCUGGAUCGCCGUGGUUUUCCCGCUGAGUUACUCCAGCAAAAUGCGCUACCGGGACGCGCUGGUCAUGGUAUGUUAUUCGUGGCUUCACUCGUUCACAUUCUCCCUCAUCCCGCUGCUUUUCUCCUGGUUUGGCUACAGUCCCAUUUACGCAUCCUGCACGUUGCAUUUGGACGAGGAGAGCUCACGGAUUAAGUUUACCGUGUUUACAAUCGUCUUUCAUGCCACCAGCUUCACGCUCUCCCUCCUGAUUUUGUGCGUUACAUACUUAAAGGUGUUAAAAGUUGCCCGCUUUCACUGCAAGAGGAUUGACAUUAUAACCAUGCAGACCCUCUUCUUACUGGUAGAUAUUCACCCAAGUGUAAAGCAACGCUGUCUCGCGGAACAAAAGAGGAGGAAACAGCGCGCAACUAAGAAAAUCAGCAUUUUCAUUGGAUCUUUCAUCAUCUGUUUUGCUCCUUAUGUCAUUACAAGGUUGGCUGAGCUUCUUCCCCUUGUGGAUAUUAACCGACACUGGGGUAUUGUCAGCAAGUGUUUAACAUACAGUAAGGCAGCUUCAGAUCCCUUCGCAUACUGCCUCCUGCGGCAGCAGUACAAGAAGGUCUUGGUAACAGUAGCCAAUCGGCUGCUAAAGCGUGAUUUGUACCCCUCCUCUGGACACAGCAGCUCUAUGGACACAGAGAAUGACUACAGUCUUCAAAGGAUUAGCUAAUGACACAAUUGCACAAGCUGGAACAUCUCAAUGCCUUGAUUUCAAAAGUGUGUGAGAAAGAACGUCUAAUUGUGUGUGCGUGUGUGUGUGUGUGUGUGUGUGUGUGUGUGAGAGAGAGAGAGAAUGAGAUGGAGAAACAGAGGAUUGUGUGCCGCUGUUGGGGAUGGUACUGUAACAUUG
Molecule: messenger RNA, 1553 nt
Organism: Triplophysa rosa
Lineage: Eukaryota; Metazoa; Chordata; Actinopteri; Cypriniformes; Nemacheilidae
Product: G-protein coupled receptor 26-like
Exons: 3
Coding region: 354-1373 (339 amino acids)
Biological process (GO): adenylate cyclase-activating G protein-coupled receptor signaling pathway
Cellular component (GO): membrane
Molecular function (GO): G protein-coupled receptor activity
Source: RefSeq, a predicted model, not a curated record